GUCUAUUCAUAGCUAAAAGUUCAUAGAAAAAGCGAUGAAGGUUUUCGUUUUUGCAUUUCUUGCUUUGACAGCAGUCAGUGCCUUCCGUUUGGAACCAACAUACGAAAGAGAAGGUGGACGUACACCAUGGAGUGAAAGACAGUACAUUGGACCAUCUCCAUUCAUUGUUCGUGGUGAUCCAGCUGAUAUCUCUGAGUUCCCACACAUGCUUGUGUUGCUUGACUUGACACGCGGUGGUUUUAUCUGCGGUGCAUCGGCUAUCAGCUCAAGAUGGUCACUUACAGCUGCUCAUUGUCUCGAACGUAAUACUCCAGCUCAACAAAUUCAACUUCGUGGUGGAUCAACAAACAGAAACACUGGUGGAUUCAUCUUUCAGGCACAAUCAUAUGCUCUUCAUCCACAAUACAAUUCCCGUACACUCGCUAAUGAUGUUGCUGCUAUCAAUGUCCAAGCUGCAACGCCCAUUCAAGGAUUAAAUGUUGCUCAUGCUCGCCUUCCAGGAAAUUGCGCAACAGCUUGCUGUACAACUUGUGAUCCUGAUAAUGUUAUUGUUAAGGGAUGGGGACGUGAUGAAAAUGGACAAUUCCCAUUGCUCUUGCGUCAACUUACAGCUCCAAUUCACAAUCAUGCUGAUUGCGGUCGUUUGUGGACCAACAUUGGAUCAAACUUCUUCUGUAAAUCUGUUAUCAAUGGAGCUGACUCUUGCAAUGGCGACUCUGGCUCACCAUUGGUUCGUGCUGAUGAUCGUUCUCUCCAAGUUGGUCUUGUCAGUUUUGGAACAAGUGUCUGCGGUGAUGGAACCAGACCAAGUGUUAACGUUCGUAUUGAAGACCCUGUUGUGAGAAACUGGAUCAGAUCCUUCACACAAAUUUAAAAAUUGAGGCUUGAACUGUGAUAAUGAAAACAACGAAUUAUUUUAACUUUGAGUACAAAUUUGCUGGCUAUUUGGUCAUGGAAUUUGAGAUUUUGUUUUUUGUUAUGCUUAAUAUUGAUUGGAAAUAAACUGUUUUGAAUUAUCUGUUGCAAAAUUAA
Molecule: messenger RNA, 1032 nt
Organism: Chironomus riparius
Lineage: Eukaryota; Metazoa; Arthropoda; Insecta; Diptera; Chironomidae
Source: the annotation of a GenBank genome assembly